Orbicella faveolata is the source of this 2446-nucleotide messenger RNA. RefSeq lists its product as uncharacterized. The record is from RefSeq and is a predicted model, not a curated record. Lineage: Eukaryota; Metazoa; Cnidaria; Anthozoa; Scleractinia; Merulinidae.
GUUUUCGUCCCGAAGCUGGAGAAAAAGAGGCGUGAAACCUGACCUGCAUUGAUUUAAGUACUCAUACCUAAGAGUCCCGUAUGUAACCUGACCCUUACCAGUCAAACAUUAACUGCCGUAGCCAGCUGCAUAACUGCAUAAAAAUCAUUUAUUCUCUGUAACAAUAACUUUUUUAUCGUCCCAAUGCCCAGCAAUUGGGCAAUUCGGUUCGGAUAUAUUCAGCUCACUGUAAAUUCUUUGCUACCUACUUUUCCUCCUCCGUGCUCGGCCAAAAUUUCAACGGUGUUCGGACCACCGUACCUGUUAAUUCUUUGGCUCGACACAGAUUAGCAAAAGUCACUGACACAGCAUAAUUUAUCCGUUCAGAGACGAUUACUAUUUAUAUUUAUAUUUAUUUCAUUUUUUUGUCUUCCAAAUCAGCCUUUAUCAACCUCCCCACUGUUAUUCCUGGGAAUGUAUGAGAAGCUAACAGAAUAACAUAAGCAAUUUAUCUGUUGAAGGCCAUACGCUAAAGCAAAGAGGGACUGUGCCGAGGUUGCCAUGGCAGCGUGCGAAGGACUUUGUGAAUACUUGGUUAAAGAUAAAUACAAUACCUUCUGUCCACCAACACCGCAGCCUCACGACCCAAAAGAGUACGACAUAAAGGCAGAUUGUUCAGUUCUGUAUAAACUGAAUUGCAACGAUUCGGUGCUGUACGAGAAGGCCAUGGAAUGUGAGGAUCAGGGAGCCGACAAGUUCGCCAACGACAACGAUCACGACUGCAGCGAGGAGAAGAUAAGAAACAGAAAAUGCCUAGAGGAAAGUCUUCUUAACAACGCCUUGUGCACGUCAAAUGUUCAGCUUCUGGAUGAAACCGAAAAAGCUCUUCACGGGACAUUGAGUAAUGAGCGACUGUUUUGCAACGAGGUGAACUUAAAUACCGUUUCACUGGAUGAGGAUGUCCAGUCGCUGGCCGACUGUCAACCAGAGUUUUUCGAUGAAGCAGAGGAUUGCGCGAGACCAUUUCGCGACAACUUCAAAACCACGGCAGCAGCGGAGAGAAUAAGUGACCAAACAUGCAGUCAAUACCAGACAGCAAGACAGUGCAUCAAUAGGGCCAGGGAAGAUUACUGCAAUUUUAAGACACACGUUCUCGCCAUCACUACAAAUAUAAACAACCCGUUUUGUCCAUCCGACGCAACUACAGAAAGUGUCAGUUUAAUGCUUCAGCUUGUUGCCUAUAUCAUCCCACUUCUGUUCUUUUCGUAAGAGGGUUAGUAAAUUACUCUCGCGCUGCACAUAAGAGCAAAUGCAAUAGCUGUUACCGCGGUCGAGUCUGCGGCAGCAUCCUUUUGACUCUAUAGUCGACUUCCGCUUAGGUUGUCGAAACAUCAGUCACGUGCAACAGUUGUUAUUAGAUCCAAACUCAGCGAGAUGAUAACACUAGAUAAAAUGCGUAAACAUUUCUUUUGUUAAGAAGGCACACAAACGAGAUAGACCAACUUGUUCAAGACAAUACACUCAGAAUAACCUUUCAUCUUUCCUAGCAACUCUCGUAAACUUGUCAAUCUGUUUGUCGUCAUAGUGUUCCAACUGUUACUGUUUUGGGGCCAAGGGGCAUUGUUUCUGUUGUUUGUUCUAUUGUUCUCUUAAAGGCAUCGAGAAAUUCACGCGAGACCUCGCGAGAGCUGGUCCGAUCGUAUCUUUGUUUUACUGAGUUUUAACGCUGAGAAAUGCAAUAACAGCUGUUACUAAGCGUAAAAUUACAUCACAAGAGAAAAUUAAGUGGUGGUUGCAGUACAACAAUUCACUUCCACCACGGAAUAUAAGUUAGCUUUUUUGGUAUCAGGAGGUGACUACCAUCAGUCCAUUGUCGAGCGUACAGAACGAGGAGCUGCCUCUAGGAAAUUUAGUGUGGUUGUUGCUAUGACAACCAUACGGUCCUACGUACGUCAUUUUGUAGAAACUGACACUGAAGAGCUUAAAAAGGGUUACCUUUGUAAGAACUGUAUCCAUCGUGCCUGCACUUCUAUCUUAUGCCGAUUGGUUUCGAUAAAUACGUAUCAUACUUAAGAAGCAACCAAAAUCACUGCACCUCAGAACACGAAACGUCCCUAAGACAGCUUUGAACGUGCAGUCCAUAAUAUGACGACCUUAUUUUAGUGUUAUACCUCAACUAGCCAAUAAACGACGUUGAGGUUAAUAUUUUUAGCGACUACAGAAUUUUAUUAAAAUAUUCUUACCAUGGCAACCGUUUCCUAUCAUUUCUCAAGAGGAUGUAGUGGGGAGAAAGGUAAGGGUUUCAUUCCCUCUUAAUCCCUCUAUCAGUCAGUCCAAAAGAGUCAAGUUAUGGCGACAAGAAAAAAAGCGCAGGGACCCAGGGUUAAGACUCCAAGAUAGGAAGGAUUAGGAAUCCUGAAUCCUUUAACCUCCCCUCCUUCCCCUCUUUGGGACCUUAACCUGAUGA